AUGAAUGUGCAAAGUUUGUUGCCGUUUUUGAAGAUAUUUUUUGAUGCUACAUCAAGGUUCUCUGGUUCAAAGUAUGUAACAUCAAAUGCUUAUGUACAUGAAAUAUUCGGUAUUGGUAAUGUGAUUGAUGGUUUCACGAUGCAUCCCGACAAGUCCAUCAUGGAAAUGGCAAAAAAAAUGAAAUUGAAAUACAAGAAGUAUUGGGGGGACGUUACAAAGCUUAAUCAAUUUAUGUUUAUUGGUGUAGUUCUCGACCCAAGGCAUAAAUGGAAAUAUAUCCAAUGGGUUGUUAAAGAAAACUUCGAGAAAUAUAGUGCCAAUCGUUUCAUUUUCAACUUAGAUUACAAUGUGUGCGCUUUGUUUGAUUUUUAUCAGUAUUCUAUGCCUCAAAAAGAGAAGGAUGUUGAGGUGUCAUCUACAUACUCUCCUUCUGAUCCUAAUUCAGCGUGGGGGGAUGAUAUGGUAAUGGAUAUUGAGGUUAUCAUGACAAAAAAAUUUAAAAUGGCAAUGGGAAGUUCGGAUACUACGUCGAAGAAAACAAAAUUAGAUAAAUAUUUGGGGGAAGAACGUGAACCAAUGGACACCAAAUUUCGACAUAUUGUUGUAGUGGAAAUUCAACAAUGUAUAUACCCGAUUCUUUCUAAGAUGGCCCGAGAUAUUCUUGCUAUCCCGAUUUCUACGGUUGCCUCGGAGUCAGCAUUUAGCACCGGGGGCCGAGUGCUUGAUUCUUUCCGUACUUCCUUAACUCCAAGAAUGGUGGAAGCCCUCAUUUGUGCACAAGAUUGGUUACGUUCUUCGCGUAAGCCGAUUGUGAUGGACGAUAUCUUGCUUGAGAUAGAGAAGUUGGAAGAAAAUGGUUUGAAGGAAUUAACUUUGGAGCAACCAAUCAUUAUCAUUGAUGAAAGUGUGGAUGAAAGUGAUAUAACAGAGGAGUAA
Molecule: messenger RNA, 936 nt
Organism: Lactuca virosa
Lineage: Eukaryota; Viridiplantae; Streptophyta; Magnoliopsida; Asterales; Asteraceae
Source: the annotation of a GenBank genome assembly